UGCCCGCCGCCGGCAAACUCCAAACGUAAAGAAAUUCCAGCUCGCCCAAUCAAUAUGCCCGCGCCGCCUCGCCAUACCCGAAGCAAUAUUGCGCCCGGACCAGCCAGAUGGCAACUGCUCCCAGGGGCCUGGCCGUCUCAUUCGCAGCGCCCUGCGGCCGUCGCCCUCCAAGAGGAAGUCGUGCGAACGGCUCGUCUCUAGCUAGCGAUCCUCCUCGCUCUAAAAAGCUUUUGCGAGUAGCCGCAUGUGACGCCGAGCCCCCCUGGGCGCAUUGGCGCACCAGCGCGAGCUAGCGACUUGUUUCCUGGGGGAAAGCCGGGGCCAUCCCAACGUGCAUUCAAUACUUAAAGCGCACCCAGGUGUCCUCCCUUUGCCCUGUAGCACGUCUCCGGAAUACAAACAGUCGUUUCUAACCUCCGUACAAUCAUCAAGACCGCUCGCUCGUCCAAUCGACGCAACAACACCCCACACCAAUCUAUCAAGAUGAAGACCUUCGUUCCCGCUCUCCUCGUCGCUCUGGCCGGUGUUGCCUCUGCUCAGCUUGCUGACCUGCCUCAGUGCUCGCUCCAGUGCUUCUUGACCGCAUUGGGCUCAGACGGCUGCUCCGAGCUCACCGACUUCAAGUGCCAUUGCGAGAAGUCCGAUGCCCUCCUCGCCUCCGUGACCCCCUGCGUGCAGGGCGCGUGCACUGCCGACGAGCAGGCCGAGGUGAUCAAGGGCGUCGAGAACACGUGCGCCUCCGCCGGUGUCACCAUUAGCGUGCCCGCGCCCAGCGCAACCGCGGCCCCCGAGUCAUCCUCCGCGGCCCCCGAGUCCAGCGCUGAGGCUUCCUCCACCGAGGCUGCCUCCUCCUCCGCUGCGCCCUCUUCGUACGAGGUCCCCGCCUCCACCUCCGCCGCUGCCAGCUCCUCCGUCUCGGCCGUGCCCCUGCCCUCCGCCAACGGCACCGUCCCCAGCUCCACCCCCGCACCCACCCAGUCUGAGUUCCCUGGCGCGGCUUCCCGUAUCGGUGCCGCCGCUGGCCUUGUCGGCGCUGCUGCCUUCGCUGUCUUCGCUUUGUAAAUACUGCAUUAGCGUUGCAUUGGCAUGGUAUUGCAUGCCACGGUAUCACAUGAUUGACGGCAUGGGAUGAUGGGCUGGGAAAAGGAACGUGUACAUGGCGCGCAGAGCCCGGUUACGAGAUCAUUAAUGGACAUGCAGCGAGGGGGCGAUCUCGUGUAUUAUACGAUACUAAAGAUGGCUUGCGGGUGCAAGUUGGGUAGUAAUGCAUUUUGUGCUCCUC
This is a messenger RNA of Paraphaeosphaeria sporulosa, 1282 nucleotides long. Its product is annotated as GPI anchored CFEM domain-containing protein. Lineage: Eukaryota; Fungi; Ascomycota; Dothideomycetes; Pleosporales; Didymosphaeriaceae. Bases 484 to 1062 code for a protein of 192 amino acids. The record is from RefSeq and is a predicted model, not a curated record. The transcript has 2 exons.